Molecule: messenger RNA, 1416 nt
Organism: Sinocyclocheilus rhinocerous
Lineage: Eukaryota; Metazoa; Chordata; Actinopteri; Cypriniformes; Cyprinidae
Gene: mrpl3
Product: mitochondrial ribosomal protein L3
Exons: 10
Coding region: 154-1191 (345 amino acids)
Biological process (GO): translation
Cellular component (GO): mitochondrial large ribosomal subunit; ribosome
Molecular function (GO): structural constituent of ribosome
Source: RefSeq, a predicted model, not a curated record
UUGAAGCGACAGAGAGCAGCGACCGUUUUUCCGUGUAACAACACCGGAAGUGGAAGGAAUGUCAUUCUACUGCGAACACGGGAGGUGCAAUGAUGUGACCGGGCUAAAUGAAUGAGCUGUAGUUGUGUUGUAUGAUAAUUGUAAAUUAUAAAGAUGACAGCACUGACGUGUAGGUUUAUUAAACUUGCUGAUGGUUUGCUAAGAGGAGCGCAAGUAACCGUUUGCCGAGUUGGAGCAGCGCUGCAGAGAGCCCCUGUCAUUCAGUGUAUAAGAACGCAUCGGACAAACACAUGGUGGGAUGAGCACCUCACAGAAGAUAAUGCUUCCUUUCUAAAGAAGGUUGUUACAGAGGAAUACAAACAACAGACCACAGACAAACUCAACCCUCUCAAGGAUGAGCCCUGGCCCAGACAUGAGUGGGCAGAAGGGAGUCGGAGAGUCGGUCUUGUGGCCGUUAAACUUGGAAUGAUGCCUGUGUGGAGCAAAUCUGGAGAGAGACACGUAGUGACUAUGCUGCAGGUGCAAGACUGCCAUGUUGUGAAACAUCUAUCCAAGGAAGAGUAUAAUGGACGCACAGCGGCCCUGAUUGUGGGUGGAAAAAACAUCUCUCCGUUUCAUAGGCCAGAGGGAUAUUUAGAGGUUUUCCGGAAUGCAGGAGUUCCUCCCAAACAGAAACUCACCACGUUUUGUGUGUCAGACAAUGCCAUCAUCAAACCAGGCACUCCUCUCUAUGCAGCUCACUUCUGUCCAGGACAAUAUGUGGAUGUCACAGCGAAAACAAUUGGCAAAGGUUUUCAGGGAGUGAUGAAGCGCUGGGGGUUCAAAGGUCAGCCAGCUUCCCAUGGACAAACUAAAACACACAGGAGGCCAGGCUCUCUGGGGCCAGGAGGGGACCCAGCAAAAGUUUUCAAAGGAAAGAAGAUGCCAGGCAGGAUGGGAAACAUUUAUGACACCAAUCAUGGCUUGAAGGUAUGGAGAGUGAACACCAAGUAUAACAUCCUCUACAUCAACGGAUCUGUCCCGGGUCACCGCAACUGUCUUGUUAAGGUCAGGGACUCAAUUCUGCCCACUCGGUUGGAGAACAACAAGAACCCGCCAUUCCCCACAUUCUUUGCUGAUGGAGACAAAGAGCUCCCUGAAGACCUUUUCGAUGAGGACGUGUUCCAGUUUGGGCAGCCCAUGCCUGAAUGAGGUUGUGAGCCCACAAUUCUUGCUUAUGCUGGUAAAAGACACUGGGCAUGACGUGACCCUUGAUCGACGCCUUUCAUCUAGUGGAUUCAGCACUGCUGGGCUGAAAGACUUUUAAAGAAGUGUUCAGGUACAGAGUAAACUCAUACUUCUGUAUAACAACUGGAUCAUGUUUAGGUGUCAAACGCAGUUGUGUAUUUAAACAAUAAAACCUGUUUGAUAUAAUUA